AUGGAGAACAACAACAAUCCACAACAAGAAGCCCAAUAUCCACCUCCGCAACCCCCGGCGGCACCAUUCCAACACCUCUUACAGCAACAACAACAACAGCUUCAAAUGUUCUGGUCCUACCAAAGACAAGAAAUCGAACACGUCAACGACUUCAAAAACCACCAACUUCCCUUAGCACGCAUUAAGAAAAUCAUGAAAGCCGACGAAGACGUCCGCAUGAUCUCCGCUGAAGCACCCAUCCUCUUCGCUAAAGCUUGCGAGCUUUUCAUUCUCGAACUCACCAUUCGUUCUUGGCUUCAUGCUGAAGAGAAUAAACGACGAACCUUGCAGAAGAACGAUAUCGCCGCUGCUAUUACCAGGACUGAUAUUUUUGAUUUUUUGGUUGAUAUUGUUCCCAGAGAUGAGAUUAAAGAUGAGCCUACCAUUGUUGGGGCCACUGCUAGUGGUGUUCCUUAUUAUUAUCCUCCUCUCGGCCAACCUGCGGGGAUGAUGAUUGGUCGCCCGGCCGUUGAUCCGGCUACGGGGGUUUAUGUUCAGCCGCCUUCUCAGGCUUGGCAGUCUGUUUGGCAGACUGCUGCUGAUGAUGCUUCUUAUGCUGCUGCCGGUGCUGCUGCUAGUGCUCACCACAAUGUCGAUGGCUAG
Vicia faba (fava bean) is the source of this 642-nucleotide messenger RNA. NCBI's taxonomy places the organism in Eukaryota, Viridiplantae, Streptophyta, Magnoliopsida, Fabales, Fabaceae. The record is from the annotation of a GenBank genome assembly.